GCUGGAGAGAGAGGGGAGGGGGAAAGUUGGACACGGACAUUUCAGCAGUAACUUUUCUUCUUUCCUUCCGAGGUGGGAGAAGCCUCAAGGAAGAAAAGUCAAAGAGACAAAACCCCUGGAUUACAAUUUAAUUGAAUUUGCAUCGCUCCGCAAGAUUUCGAAUCUAGUCACUGGAUACGGAUUUACGUCCGAAUUAAUGUGGUCGCAAAUCUUUGGAUUUACCAAUAUCUGAAGCUGGUGAGUGAGUUGAGGUGAGGUGUUUAACGGAGGAGUGAAACUAUGUGGCUUCUGUGCUCCUCUCUGACUCUGUUGGCCCUCAGCUUCAGAUCAUGUGACACAGUGACGUCAGAGCAAGAUGCACAGUGCCCAUCCUUACAAGUGGAUGAGUGGAAGUUUCCUCAGAUGGCCAGGCACAAUAUCACAGGUUUUAAUCUGGUGAGACGAUUCUCCCUGCUCAAGAGUAAAGAUGUCAAGAAGAUCCGCAACCCUCGAGGACCUGUCAUUCUCCGCUUGGGCAAGGCAGCAUUCCUACGCCCCACUGAUCAGGUGUUCCCUCAUGGCCUUCCUGAGGAGUUCACCGUGGUCUUCACCCUGGCUCUAAAGAAGACUGCCUUGAGGGAUACUAUCUACCUUUUCCAGAUAUCUGAUCAGCAGGGAUACCCACAGCUCUCUGUAGACCUCAGUGGCCCUGAUGGAACCCUGUCCCUGCGAGCCAGAGGUGCAGACCCUGAAGCCUACCUGGUGAGCUGUGUUUUCACUGGGGAGGGGGUUGAGGCCCUGAUGGACCUGCGCUGGCAUAAGGUGGCUCUCAGUGUGCAACAAGAUUCUGUCUCCCUCCAUGUGGACUGCAGCUCUAUCGAAACCAAGCCCCUGGAACCUCGUGGAGUUCUGCCCACUGACGGAUACAGUCUGCUGGGCAUUCAGGCCUCUAAUGCUCAGCCUGUGCAGAUGGAUAUUCAGCAGGCGAUGCUCUAUUGUGACCCAUCCCUCGCCAUCCAAGAGGCCUGCUGCGAGAUACCUGGGGCCAGGUGCCCGCCUGAUGUUUCCAAGAGUCGUCGUGCUGCUGAAAACGACCUGUUGGAAAACACAUUUAACCAGGAUAUUUUUGCAUCCAAGGAUCUGGCAGAGAAAUGUGCUGGUUGUUUAUUCCUGAAUAGGGAAGAAAAUGUCAGAAAUUUCAAUGGAGCUGCUGGGCUGAAAGGGGAAAAAGGUGACCGGGAUGAUGACUGUUCUGGCUCCCAUUCCAGCCCAUGCUCAGAUGGACCCAAAGGCCAGAAGGGAGACAAAGGCGAUCCAGCAAUGCCCACCAACUGGGGUGAAGCAGCUGGGUACAAGGGAGAAAAAGGUCAGAAAGGAGAGAUUGGUCCACAGGGCCUAACAGGCACUCCAGGGAAAGAUGGUCGAGAAGGGACCGUCUGUAUAGUUGGCCCCAAGGGACAGAAGGGUACCCCAGGUAUGGUCGGUCCUGAAGGGUUGGCUGGAGAGCCAGGAAAACCUGGACUUCCAGGCCUGCCAGGAGUUGAAAAACCAGGCCCACCAGGCCCUCCUGGUGAACCGGGUGGUGCAAAAGGAAACAAGGGAGAUGCAGGACCUCCAGGAGAAGAGGGGCAAGCAGGCAAUCCAGGACCAAUAGGACCAGCAGGGCCAAAGGGAGAUAAGGGUGACCCUUGUGAAGUGUGCCCUGUGCUGUCUGCAGACAUGGGUAACCCAUUGGCUCUACAAGGAAAGCCUGGCCCUAAAGGAGAGCCUGGAUUACCAGGGAUCGGAGAGAGAGGACCUCAUGGGCAUCAAGGUGCAGAUGGCAAGACGGGACCGAAGGGAGAACCAGGAUCAAAUGGUGCCAAAGGAGAAAAGGGACAGCCAUGUUCUGUGUGCCCCGCUCUCGGAGAGUUACCACCUAACCUCUUCUUGACCAAAACCCUCCAGCAGAAAGGCCAGAACGGGAAGCCUGGCACUGGACAGAAAGGAGAGCAAGGGGAGCCAGGAAACAUAGGAUCACCUGGCCUUAGAGGAGAGAAGGGUGAUGCAGGUAGCAAAGGAGCUGAUGGUAAGCCGGGAAAACCUGGACCAAGGGCACCCAGUGGCAAGGAUGGACAGAAAGGCGAGAAGGGAGAGCAAGGGCAGCCUGGCCUAGGUGUUCCUGGUGCAAAGGGUGAGAAGGGCGAGUGUAGUGUAUGCCAGUCGCUUGAGGUUGGCAGACCCCCCGUUAUCAAAGUGCCUGAGGGAACAUUAGGUAAACCAGGUGAACCAGGCCCUCGAGGGCCACCUGGACCACCAGGUCUUGGAGCUGAUGGCAAACAGGGCCCACCAGGUCUGGCUGGUCCAAAAGGACAAACGGGUGGACAAGGAGACAAAGGAGACAAGGGACUGGAUGGGGCUCCUGGAGUGCCAGGACUGCCUGGCGAGCCUGGUCGGGACGGAGCAAUAGGAUUGAAGGGCGAGAAGGGUGAUGCUUGUACCAGCUGUCCUUCUCUGGGUGCCUCGGUGGAUGAUGGUGUAGCUGUGCCAGGCUCCAAAGGAGAGAGAGGAGACCCUGGUCCCCCAGGAGAAGGGAGGCCUGGCAAAAAUGGCAAACCCGGCCUACCAGGUGUGCAGGGGCCUACUGGUCCCAAAGGAAGCAAGGGAGAAGCUGGUGCUGCAGGAGUUGGCAUUCAAGGACCCCAAGGUAAAGAGGGACCAAGAGGGCUCCCUGGAACUGUAGGCCUACCUGGACCCAGAGGAUUGCCUGGUCCUGAUGGCACUGCAGGGGAAAAGGGCUCAAAAGGAGAUGCUGGGUUCCCAGGACCACAGGGAAUUGGAGUAGCAGGGCCCCCGGGUAAAGAUGGAGCCCCUGGCUCUAAAGGACUGCCAGGAGAUAAUGGCAGACCUGGUGUUGAUGGAGCUAAGGGGGGCAAGGGUGAACCAGGACAGUGCAACUGCAUAACGCCUGGGUACACAGACAUAGGUGGACCUGGAGCUCCAGGAACUCCAGUAAAUAUGUGGCAGCCUGGCCCUCAGGGCCCACCAGGACCUCCUGGACCCCCUGGCCCACCUGGGCCUCAGGGAGUUACUGGAAUCCAGGGACCUGAGGGUAUCCCUGGAAACGACGGGAUACCGGGGAAACCGGGUUUGCCUGGAUACAUCAACCCAGUUAGACCACACCAUGUGCCUCAAGACUCCACGGGAAGUGACCCUGAAGUUGGCUGUGAAGGGGGCUGUUCCCAGGGGUUGCCAGGGGUACCAGGCAUGGCUGGCGCCAAGGGUGAGAAAGGAGAUGAGGGCAAGCCUGGUGUAACCACCCCCAUGGACAGCUGUGACAGGUGUUUGGAGAGGCUACAGAGAGAGCAGGAGAUACAAGUACCGGUCAGCUGA
Monopterus albus (swamp eel) is the source of this 3351-nucleotide messenger RNA. It is a transcript of the gene col16a1, whose product is annotated as collagen, type XVI, alpha 1. Lineage: Eukaryota; Metazoa; Chordata; Actinopteri; Synbranchiformes; Synbranchidae. Bases 280 to 3351 code for a protein of 1023 amino acids. The record is from RefSeq and is a predicted model, not a curated record. The transcript has 46 exons.